CUUAAAGACUUUGUGUUCUUUCCAAUGGAUUUAAUGCUCGUUUAUGUUUCAUGUUAUUUUCCAAUCUAUCAUCAUAGUUCAUUUUAUAAAGUGACGUUUUUUUUGCAAAAGUCGCAUUUCUUCAACUUCUUGCGAAGAUUAUAAAAACAUGCAUAUACCAAUAUUUCUUAAACAUUUAAAAUGAGCGAUAACAACAUUGAAAUUUUUUUCAAUUGGUUUCACUUCUUACAAACACCGUCUAAAAGAAAGGUUGUAUUGUCCCAUGGUAAAGUGAAAAAGUUUUUACUCGUCCUUUAUAUCUCUAUAAUAUUUUUUCAAGCUGAAAAUUUAUUUUCACGCUCGUUUCUAUAAAAAAUUGCAAUCAACUCAAUAAGUGGCUUACGCGGUUCAAAAAAAACAAUGUUGACUACCAGUACUUGUAUUUUAAGAAAAAAUAAACCAUUUUGAACAGAAACUUUGCAAAAAAAAAGUUUUUUUAAAGUUAAUUAAGAAAAAAAUUGUCACCUGAACAACAGGAGAUUUUUUUAAAAAUACCAUCUAAAGGUUGAAUGUAUGAGCAAUUGAAACUUAAUUCAAUUUUGGGAAGCGUAGAAAUUUUGAAAAAUUCAGAGCGUUUUUAUAUAUUGGCUUGGGUUUUUUUUGAAACGAUAGGUCGAAAUUUUUAAGAAUUUAAAAUGCUGACAACUUUUAAUGUUCGACAGACAAAAAGCUGUGUUUGGGAAUUUCGAGUGAAAGACGCGAAAGCUAAAAUAAUGUUAUCAGAGUGUUAAAAUUCUCAAAUCUCAUUUUGGCAUCUUAUUGAAAAUUAAAAAAGUAUUUGUUUAACAUGAUUAAUGGUAUGAUGUUGAAAAAAUGCUGGUACUAGAAAAAAAAAACCUAAGAAACAAGUAAAUGGAAGGAGUACUGGUCGUGAGUUGUCACAAAGCAUUCAGUUAGAAAACGGUAUAGAAAAAGGUUGGGAAGAAUAGGCGAAAUAGAAAGUUUUGCUGACACUUAAGGUUCCAGUCGCUAAAAAGACAUCACUUAUGAUGAGUAAUUUUGUCUUUAAAAGACGUGAGGUUUUUUUAGUGUAAUGGUCGUUUUAUAAAUGGUAGAUAAAAUGUGUGUUGUGAGUAGAAACGAUCACAUACGGAAAAGCUGUUCCUGGUAUAUAUGCAUAUACAAACGUAUAUAUUACAAUUAGUGAAUUUGUAGUAUUAGUAAAUUGAAAAUAUAUAUGGAAAUGAUUUCAAGAUUGGAAGAGAAAUGUGUGAAUACAGUUCGAUGUAUUUCGGCAGCAUGUCCUCAAAUAGCCAACUCGGGUCAUCCAGGAGCCCCGAUUGGUUGUGCUGCUAUUGCUCAUACUUUAUGGACUAAGAUUAUGAAUUACGCACCACAUAAAACGGAUUGGAUCGCUCGAGAUCGUUUUGUUUUAUCCAACGGACACGCAUGUGCCUUACAGUACACAAUGUUACAUCUCGUUGGAUAUGAUUUAUCACUUGACGAUUUGAAACAAUUUCGACAAAUUGGAAGCAAAACGCCAGGUCAUCCCGAAUGUUUUAAAACGCCUGGAAUCGAAGUGACCACUGGACCUUUAGGUCAAGGAAUCGCUCAGGCUGUGGGAUUAGCGAUUGCAACGGAAAUGAUGGCAGCCAAGUAUAAUCGUCCGAAUUUAGUUCUUUUCGAUAAUUACGUCUAUACAUUGGUUGGAGAUGGAUGCCUUCAAGAAGGUGUUGCUUCAGAAGCAUGCUCAUUAGCGGGUCAUUUAGGUUUAGGCCGUUUAAUUGUGCUUUAUGAUAAAAAUAAAAUCUCAAUUGACGGAGAUACCGAUUUAUCAUUUUCUGAAAAUGUACAAGCUCGUUUCCAAUCGUAUGGAUGGAAUGUUUUGUGUGUCGCCAAUGCAACAUGCGAGGUUGACGCCAUUUGGAAAGCAGUUCAAAGUGCACAAGAAUGCAGAACAAAGCCCACUCUUAUUAUUUGUGAAACAAUUAUUGGAUAUGGCACCCGUUUUGAGGCCACCGAAAAAGUACAUGGUGCUCCUCUUGGAACGGAGGAACUAUUAAAAUUAAGAGCGAAAUUUGGAUUAUCUUCUAGCGAAGAUCUCUUUCAUAUUGAUGCUGAUGUUUUGAGUUUUUACAAAAAAGCUGGAGAAGACGCUUCAAAAAAGUAUACAAUGUGGUUAAAACUUGUAUCAAAUUACGCUCAACAUUAUCCUAAUGAGUAUCAGCAGUUACAAAAGGACUUUUCUGGACGUUUUGACAGUAUUGAUUGGAUAAAAGAUUUUCCUGUCUACUCAGAAGCAAGCUCUCCUCAAAGCACACGAGCAUUAUCUGGGCAAAUUUUAAAUUGCUUAGUGAGUAAAAUAUCUAAUAUUGUUGGCGGUUCAGCUGAUUUAACAGUUUCAAAUUGUACAGUUUUAAAAAAUGUUAACGAUUUCACCAAAUUGUGUCGUAACGGUAGGUAUAUACGGUAUGGUGUAAGAGAACACGGAAUGGCGGCCAUUUCCAAUGGAAUAUUUGCUUAUGGAGGCUUACGUCCUUUUGCAGCAACAUUUUUAAAUUUUAUUACUUACGCCUGGGGAUCCGUUCGCUUAAGCGCUCUUUCUGGAUUCGGAAUACUUUAUGUUGCCACACAUGAUUCUAUAGGAUUAGGGGAAGAUGGACCAACACAUCAACCUGUUGAAGUAGCCUCCUUAUGUCGUUCAACACCGAAUUUGCAUUAUUUCAGACCUGCCGACGGUCGUGAAGUGAUUGCAGGGUAUCGUUCGUGGUUAGACCAUUCCAAAACCCCAACUAUUCUUGCUUUAAGUCGUGGUAACUUACCACACCUGAAGGGAUCUUCAGUUGACAAAGCUCUUAAAGGAGGUUAUGUUUUAUCCGUUUUCGCAAAUACAGGAUUACCCCAACUUAUUCUUGCCAGCUGUGGAUCCGAAGUAUCAUUGUGUGUUGAAGCAGCAAAAGAAUUGGAUCAAGUUGUCGAUAUCUCGGUUGUUUCCAUUCCCUGUUGGGAGUUAUUUAUGAAACAACAAACGGACUAUCAAAAGGAAGUUUUAUUUAAGAAGAAUGUUAUAAAGAUUUGGGUUGAGUCAGCUACCGCCUGUCGUUAUGAUCAUUUGUUUGAUGAAACGUUGCAUAUGACAACUUUUGGAGAAUCGGGAAGCGAUAAACAAUUAAAGCAACAUUUCGGUUUCACUUUGGAAGCGCUAAAAGCACUUGUUUUCAAAACAUUAAAACAAAAUCGUUCAUAGAAAAGUGUAACGUGGCAUUAAUACGUAAACGUAUUUUGUUUCAAAAAAACCACUGUCAUUUGAAAUUUUAUUGCUCGCGAAUCUUGCUUUGUUGUAUGUAGAAAAAAAAAAACUUGCAUGUUUUACAAAAGAAAAAACUAAUGUCGCGUGUUAUUCGUCUAAAACAUUGUUACUUUUUUCAUUUUUUGGUUUUAAUGUUUUUGACUAGAAAAUGUCAUGUCAUGUCUUAAUAAACCAAGUAUUCCGUAAGCAAACUUUGAUUUAAAAAAUAGUGUGCCCGUUAAAAAACAGUAUUUUAACGACAAUAUUCAGGCAUAAAGGAAUAUGUUACUCCUAUGAAGUGACUUCUUCAAUGAAAUUCUUAUUUAAAAAAAUACUUUUGAAUGUCAUUGUUGCAAUGACGUGCGUAAAGUCUGCUGUUAAUGCGGGUAGUAGUCUAAGUAGCAUGAACCGUAAGACUUUCAGCAAUCACUCACAAUUGCUUCCUUUCGUUUCAAAAAUGACUCAUCGUCAGUUACAGGAAGUUUCUCAUCCAAUAGCAAGGUUGAAAUCUUCUAAAUGCCUGGAUGAUUUUCUUAUGAAGAAUAGCUCAAAGAGAUAUGAGCGGUGUGGGGAUUAUCUGUUAUCUAAAUUGGUCACAAUGUGCCUUCCGAAAUGGUCUUUAGAUAAAGAUUCACUGUGCACGCAAAUCGAGAAAUCUCCUUUUGCUUCAAAAUGUGCUGAGGGAUUGGUUGAUUUGGGUAAAACAUGUGUAAAGGAUCAAGUCAAGAUUCGUGAAACGAUUUGUGACAAAAAUUUUAAACUCAUAAAUAAUAGAACGUGUGAACGGCGGUAUCAUUUCAAACCAGUUCCUAGUUGUGAAAAAGGUUACAUUUUUUCCCACACGACGUUACUGUGCGAGAAAUGGCAAACGGAUAAUUCGACGGUUGCACGUUCACCGCAAAUAUCAAGUAUAGGCAAUUUAACCAUUCAACGAAUCAUACCUCCAUUUCUAACGUGUGACUCCAAUUCCAGAUCUAUAGGAGAAAGCUGCGCUACGUUUUCUUAUACAAAACCACACUACAAAUGUCCAUCAGGACUAGCACUCGAUAACACGGACUGCAUCAAAAUCAAGGAACGUUGCGUGUCAAAAAAUACUUUUCCGCAGCUUUGUGUUCAUUCGAUUCCACCCGAAAAAAAAAAAACCGCGUCAAUCACUCGACAAAACUGUUUCAAAAACACGAAAGACAAGUGGACAUUUUGUUGUCCUAAAGCAUACGAGCUUUAUCAAAGUGAUUAUGAUGUUCGUUGUAUUUACACAUCGAGUUUUUCACAAUGUUUAGCAAAAAUGGAUACAUUUUAUUCGUCCGCUACUUUUUGCAUGGAAGAACCGAUCCCUGCAACACCAUUUUGUCAACAAGGAAAAUAUCAUGAUCAGCUCCAAUUGUGUGAGAUCACAAAAAUGGAGCAACCAAUUAUUGUAGAGUUGCCCCAAAACGUUUCAGUAUCAUAACUUGUUAAAAGAGUGCGUUGAAACAACAGACGUCAUAUCUCAAGAAUGUGACGGAGAAACGGAGAAAUGUACCAAAGCCAGAAAUACAAGUGACUUUGGACCCGUUCAACCGAUAAACACUGCGCGACUUUUACUCCAAAAGCAAGUCGAUCAAAAGGAAGCCAUAUGGACAUGUCCUCCCAACUCGACCCUUAUUAAAGAUUUUCAAAACAUCCACAAUACACACGCCUUUUUGUGCGAGAAGGUUGAGCAACACCUUGCGACCUUUCAGUGUCCUGAGCAGUUUCAUGAAGGAAUUGAAAAUUUGUGUGUUCGUCAAAUUUUCAGCCCCCUCUCUUCUUUCUGCCCUAUAGGGUUUCAACAUGUGAAUGAAGAGUGUGUUAAGAUAUUAAAAAGUGCACCAGUGACGUUUUGCUCACAAGGUUUCACUUUAAGCACGUUUCUUCCUUUGUAUUCGAAUGAAACUGAGGGAAAACUACAAAGAGUAUGUGUGAUGCAGUUAAGUUAGUAUUCAAAAAAAAAUUGGGCGUCCGUGGAAAGUCAGUAGAACGGAAAGUAGAAAAUCUUAAAGCCAUUGCAAUUAAUUUCAUUUUUAAUCGUUAAAUUUCUAAAACAUGACAGUUUAAAAUUAUAUGUUUAGUUUUAAAGUCUCCAUUUUAGUCAAUUUUAAUUUAGCAUCAAAACUACAUUGUUUCUUUUCGUUUAGUAAAUAGAACCAUUUUUUUUUUUCACAAGCGUUACAUUAAAAAAAGAAGCUUGUCCAGAAUGACUGUUGUGGACCAGUUUAGCAGAAGAACUAAU
Messenger RNA from Hylaeus volcanicus, 5519 nucleotides. RefSeq lists its product as uncharacterized. The transcript has 8 exons. Gene Ontology annotation, cellular component: cytosol. NCBI's taxonomy places the organism in Eukaryota, Metazoa, Arthropoda, Insecta, Hymenoptera, Colletidae. The coding region runs from base 1217 to 3226 and encodes 669 amino acids. Gene Ontology annotation, biological process: pentose-phosphate shunt. Gene Ontology annotation, molecular function: transketolase activity. The record is from RefSeq and is a predicted model, not a curated record.